Coregonus clupeaformis (lake whitefish) is the source of this 960-nucleotide messenger RNA. RefSeq names its product interferon alpha-inducible protein 27-like protein 2A. Gene Ontology annotation, biological process: apoptotic signaling pathway. The coding region runs from base 78 to 386 and encodes 102 amino acids. The transcript is spliced from 3 exons. NCBI's taxonomy places the organism in Eukaryota, Metazoa, Chordata, Actinopteri, Salmoniformes, Salmonidae. The record is from RefSeq and is a predicted model, not a curated record. Gene Ontology annotation, cellular component: membrane; mitochondrion.
GUAGGCUAGGCUACAGUAACAAUAACCAAUGCAUCAUUUUUGCAUUUUAUUUUCAUGUAAUUAUAUUUGCUCAUUUUAUGUUGUUGCUUUUUUUAACAGUUACCUUUAUUGCGGUCGCAGCAGGAGCAGGGGGAGCGGUGGUCUUGGCUCCAGUUGCCCUAGGAGCUGUAGGGUUUACCGCCGCUGGCAUCGCCGCAAACUCCCUUGCAGCCGGCAUGAUGGCAUCGGCAGCCUCUGCAAGUGGUGGCGGUGUGUUGGCUGGAAGCAUCGUUGCCGUUCUGCAGUCGGCAGGUGCAGCAGGGUUAGCUGGGUCUACAACCGCAGUGGUGGCUGGUGUUGGAGGAACAGUGGGAUGGCUCACCGCUGCAGCAGCUGCACUCAUCUGAUGAUCCAAACAUUGAUGAUUGAUAGCUGUCUUGGGACAACUCUCUUGUCAAAGAGAUGUUUAAUCUCAGAGAUCACCUAUUUAAAUAGCGAAUACAUGUAAACACUUGAUAACACGGUGAAGGAAUGCUUUGUGUUAAAAAGGUUUAAUAUUGAAGUUCAUAUCUGCCAUAUUGUGUGCAAUGAAGGCAACUUAUGACUGACUUGUUCUGUUUGUACAUAUUGGUAAGAUGCACUUUAUUAUGUUCUUUCAAGCCCAGAGCUUUUAUAUACCUUACUUUUUACUUUUUCAUAUUUCAGUUGAAUACCUUCUUUAUCUCAAUAAAAGGUCAGGUGUUGCCAGAUAUAUUGUAAACAUUUGUCUGGUGUCUUUGUCUCCAUAUACAGUAUGUGUCAGCUAGGGAUGGAAAUCAGUUUAGUCUUUGAAACUUGAUGUUUCCCAAUUGAGCUGAGUAGGCUGCUGUCUUCAAAUCUGUACCUCACUGUUCUGUUGUACAGUGUCUAUGGCUGCAUUGGUUUGUGCUUUUAAGUUUUAAUGGCAGACUACACCAAUUGGCGUAUUGCCGCCACCUACUG